AUGUUGCAGAGAAAACUUAAAGAACUUGAACAUGAACUCAUGAACAAAGUAUUCUCUCUUUCUGCCGGGACUCCAUUGCCUAAACUAUACACUCAAGACGUCGAGCAAAGAUUCUUCUUUUUGAAAACUCUCUUGUCAGCAGAAACGGCAUCAAGCUCUAAAAAGUCACAGUUCUGCUUGCAACUAAUAGGCAAGAGACUAUCAGACCUUGAAACUGCAUUCUAUGACUGGAGUGAUAAUAAUGAAACAGUAUUGACAGCACAAGACCAGUUGGGGAAUGUUUCAUGCACCGAAUCUUGUCUUGAUGAUGAUGGUGAUCAGACUUCUGAGGAAACGGGUUUGCAUGAAUUCGAGGAGGCAGAGAAUGUUUUUCAGAGUUUGAUUGAAGUGAAGAAACCAUUGAAGGAGACGGUUAGGGUUCUUGAAAAGAAGAGCGACUUGAUCAAGAACAGAUCAGGGAGGUUUUGCGGCGGUAUGGCCAGUGGGGUGGUGAUUGGUAUGGCUUUAAUGGGAUUUGUGAUGGUAACUUUAAGUGAAUGCUUUCCUUAUCUGAAACAUAGUGUAUGCCUUCCUCCUACUUAG
This is a messenger RNA of Dovyalis caffra, 582 nucleotides long. The record is from the annotation of a GenBank genome assembly. Lineage: Eukaryota; Viridiplantae; Streptophyta; Magnoliopsida; Malpighiales; Salicaceae.